Messenger RNA from Asterias rubens (European starfish), 3195 nucleotides. Its product is annotated as PCNA-associated factor-like. Gene Ontology annotation, cellular component: nucleus. Gene Ontology annotation, biological process: translesion synthesis; regulation of cell cycle. Lineage: Eukaryota; Metazoa; Echinodermata; Asteroidea; Forcipulatida; Asteriidae. Gene Ontology annotation, molecular function: chromatin binding. The transcript is spliced from 4 exons. The coding region runs from base 91 to 561 and encodes 156 amino acids. The record is from RefSeq and is a predicted model, not a curated record.
UGAUCAGUGAACACGUACAAUCAGAGAGUUACUCACGUCGUCAAAUUAACAGUUUUGUUGUUUAUCAGUCUAUUAUAGUCAAUUGUAAAAAUGGUCCGGACAAAGGCAGAUAAUUGCAGUAGGAAAGCUGUCGCCGCAAAGGCACCCCGCAAGAAUCUUGGCGCAAGUAGCAGCGGAGUAAUGAUGGGCAGUAAUUCAAUGAAGUCACCAGCCGGCAAGAAAAGCAAAUAUGCAGGUGGAAACUCCGUCUGUCCGAGACCAACACCAGAAUGGCAGAAGGAAAUCACAAACUUCUUGAUCAAGUCGCCAAGGAGUGCCUCAAAACAAAAAGAGAACGAAGACCCUGACAAUGAGGAGGAAGACGAAACAGCAGGAUGCAGCAGAGAGGAGAGGAUAAAAGAUGCUGCAGGAAGCAGUAGUUCCAGCAGAGUAGAGGAGGACAUCGAAGAAGAAAAAGAAGACGAGGAGGAGGAGGUGAAAGUCGGUUCAUCGUCAUCCUCAUCCUCAAGGCAGAAAUUUGUCAAGAACAAAUGCAUUAGUGAUAGCGAAGAUGAUUAUUGAUAGAUAAAUGAAACAAAUUGUUUAAGAAAAUAAAUGUAAAUAUUUAUAAACCCACAACCUGGAACAAUAGUGUGUCCCUCCUCUUGUAAGUUUAUCCGCAGUCAAUGGGAAUCCUGAAGCAGUGUGAAGGAAAUUCCUGUGUCAAUAGACCAAUUAAGUCGAACAGGUAGUCAAACAUUGUGGUUAUGUUUGAAUCCCACGGACAUUCCUUGUUUGUAAGGUGGCCCUUUAACAGAGGUCAACAUUCCAAUGGCACAGGAGGAACUUUGUUAAAAAAACUUUUGCAGAUUGUGGGAACUGUAUUCAUGUGACUUUUCAAAAUGUACAAAUACAUGUAUGUAUUUACUCUUCUUAAAAUUGAUGUUUUGUUUAAAUAUUGGGCUACUUUUGCAACCUAAAUGAGCUUACUUAGUCACUGUUGAAAUUCAAUUUAAAUGUCUAUGGGAAAUCAAAUGGGGAUGUGAAAGGCUAUUCUGUCAUUCAGAACAUUUCAAACCAGACUUACUGAUUAAUGUGCCUGAUCUAAGGGAACAAAGUAUGUGCAACCUCAAAACUGCAUUUUGGGCUGAAAACAUUCAAGCCUCGAAUGUCAUUUGAAAAAAUGAGGUUACUUUCUCAAAGAAAGAAAAGUGACAUUCGAUUCAUUUCAAAUGAGAAUGUCCACAACAUUGGAGACAAAGUAUCGUCCUCUGAUCAUGAGUAUGAUCAUCAUCAUACAAUGUUUUUUGUCUUGCAGAUGUUCAUGUAUUUAAGACAACCAAUGUGGUUAUAUAUCAAAGUUGAAUAUUGAUCUACAAAGGAUCUUGAAAUAAACUCAUUUAGGAAAAUAAAUAUCAAAUCAAAUGUUUGUUUUGCCUCAGGAAUACCUCUGUAAAUUAUAUAAUAUAUAUGAAAGGUCAAAAAAACCAUAUUGAGUUGAUUUGAUGCACGUGUUAAUUGUAGUUAGACAGAAGAGGUCGUACUCGGAAGAGAGGUUGUCUAGGUUUAGAUUUAGAAACUUAAGAAUUGUUGGAUUUUAUCUUGUUUUGAAUAACGGUUAUUAGAUUUUGUACUUGUAUCAAUAAAUAAUUACCAAUUCAUUUUUGAAAAAAAUAUGAUGCUUAUUCUGAUACUUAUUAAUCUCUGUUGUUGGAUAAGUCUAAACUUCCUUGGGAGUAUGCGGCCCAAACAUCCUUCUGCGUUCUUGUCUCAGAUCUACAUAGCCUCGACCCAAUUUCAUAGCUCUGCUUUACAGAAGCAGGGAAUUGCACACUUGCAUCAGGCGUAUUUCACAGGUUAGCGGGGAAGUUUUGCUUGUGUCAGUGCGUACUUAACGAAACUAGGCAUUCUUUGCUUACACUGCUAGCAUGGAAAUUCAGCGCUUGCGCUGAAGCAGAAAAUGGUGAUCGUAAGCGCAGAAUUCAGCAGUAAGCAGAGCCAUGAAUUUGUUUGAUACAGCAGUCUUACUCCAGUUGACACCAGCAAAUACAUCCAGACAUACGUUUUUCAGUGACUUCCAAAUCACUUGCAUCGUUUUUAUUAAAACAUCCACAAAAGUUUUGAUAAUUAAUCAUUAUUACCUUUUUAAAUAAACCACAGUUUUUUUCUUACUAUAAUAAACAGGAUUGAUUUUGUUAUUUCUUAAAGUUUAAGACAAUUUGCUUUUGUGGAAAUAGUAUGCUGAGAUAGAAGGACAAAUUUCCACUGAUGAAAGGAAAGGGUGAGAGUAGAUUGGCAAAGGUCUGUAACAAGGCUCAAAGGAGGUAUGAUGAAAUUAUGAUAUUUCAACCUUCAAGGAACCUUGUGACUUCAAGGAACAGUAUCCUCAAAACUAGAAAAGUAGAUCAAAGAGCAGGAUUUCUUCAUAUCAGGGCACAGUUUCUUACAGCUGCUUAAGCACAAAAAGAAUUUGCUUACCAGAUUAAGGUUACCAGCUAAAAUACAGGUACCAUUUGUGACUUGUGUCCUGCUAAUUAUUGCUUAGCGUAAAUUUGUAAGCAGCUAUAUGAAAGUGGGCCCUAGUGAAAAUAAUGGCAAAUUUUCUGCAGAACAGAAAUCUGGCAUUUCUCAUCCCUGAAAGGUUUGAAUUUGCUUUGGAUUUCCCAGUUGGGAUAAAUUAAGUGAUAACAAUUUUUGAGAGCCAGUGCAGAGUCAGAUAUUCCUUCUUUUAUGUGACACAUUUCAAACUGCUUGUUUUUACUGUACCCUCCCCAGCAGCAAAUUUCAUUAUUAUCCACAGAUAAAUAUACAAAAACCUUUCACCAGUGGAAAUUCUUCACUUCCGGGACACAAACUAAAAUUUAAUAAUCUAAAAUUCCUUCAAUGUAUUUCAUAAGGUUGUUUUGUUAUUCUCCAUUAAAACUACAGGGCACCUUCACUGCAUACUAUGGUACAACAUGUACCAAAUGAAAAUGUGUGUGAAUGAAAUAUGUACACACAAUUUUCCAGAGUUUAAACCUGGAUCAAAGUUGGUUUCUUUGCCACAUUCCUACCCCAAAAAAGUAAAAUAAAUAAAGCUGUACCAAACACUCACAUUACAAAACAGCAAGAGAUGUAGGUUUUGUAUACAAGGUUUUAUCCAUUGAUCUCCAUUAUACUUCAGUAUAAUGGAGAUCAAUGGUUUUAUCCAUAGAGUUAUAUAUAAGAACUAGAGGG